Gastrolobium bilobum is the source of this 1363-nucleotide messenger RNA. Its product is annotated as zinc-finger homeodomain protein 11-like. Gene Ontology annotation, biological process: regulation of developmental process; regulation of DNA-templated transcription. Lineage: Eukaryota; Viridiplantae; Streptophyta; Magnoliopsida; Fabales; Fabaceae. The coding region runs from base 157 to 1143 and encodes 328 amino acids. Gene Ontology annotation, molecular function: transcription cis-regulatory region binding; DNA-binding transcription factor activity. The transcript has 2 exons. The record is from RefSeq and is a predicted model, not a curated record. Gene Ontology annotation, cellular component: nucleus.
UCUGUUUUGUUUUGUUUUGUUUCCUCUCCCCUUUCAAGCCUACAAUUCAUCGUUUAAAGAAAGCCUUAAACUUGUCAAAAACCCUAAUCCCCUCUUCACUCUCUCUCUCUCUCUCUCUCUCCCCCUUCGUGUUAUAUCAUCCUUGGAGAGACAGACAUGGACUUGACCUCCAACAAUAACCAAAACUUAGAUGCAGAUACUCAAGCCACACCACCAACCCAACCCACCAACAACAACACUUCAAAGUCUUUAUCUUUGACCAACGGCACACACAAGCGCCACCCCACAACCACUGCUCCGCCGCCACAACCACCGUCCAUGGUGGUUUCCUACAAGGAAUGCCUCAAGAACCAUGCUGCCAGCAUAGGUGGCCAUGCACUUGAUGGCUGUGGAGAGUUUAUGCCUCCUUCUUCCAUCAACCACACUGAUCCUCGCUCCCUCAAAUGUGCAGCAUGUGGUUGCCACCGCAACUUCCACCGCCGUGACCCUCAAGAACACUCCAAAAACCCCACCUUCCUCAGCUGCUUCUACUCCCCUUCAGCCACAGCACCACCACAACCACAACCACCAUUACCGUCAAGCCCUUCACCACCACCACUCUCACAUUUGCCACCUUCAUACCACACUUCAGCACCUCACAUGCUCUUAGCACUUGGCACUGCCUUUACCGCUCCCUCUGAUGAACAGCAUCACAGGAAUCUCAACUCAUCUUCACUGGUGAAGCCUGAGAAUCCAAGUGGGAAGAAGAGGUACAGAACGAAAUUCAGCAAGGAUCAGAAGGAGAAGAUGCAUAGCUUCUCUGAGAAAUUGGGUUGGAGAAUGCAGAAGGGGGAUGAUGGAUUGGUCCAGGAAUUCUGCAAUAACAUUGGAGUCUCUAAAGGGGUCUUCAAGGUUUGGAUGCAUAAUAACAAGAACAAUUUUAGGAAGAGAUCUGAAGAUGGAAAUGUUCCUCAAACUGAAAAGAUCAAUGGGGAUGAUGAUGAUGAUGAUGGUGGCAAUGAUGGUAGAAGUGGACGUGGUGGUGGUGGGUUUGAUAGUGAUAUUAACAACCCUUACAACACAAAUAGCAGCAACAAUGACAUUCACAGAAAUGAAGAUGGAUGUGUCGAUGUUCAUGUUUCUAUUAAUGGGUUGUCGUCUUAAUCUUCAUUUGUUGAGAAACUUAGAUAGAUGGGAACAAAGCUGUAUCAAUUUGGCCAUGUUCUUGAUCAUUUUUGUUUAUUACUUACUAUCUUUAUUUUUUUUUCUUUUUAAAUCAGCUAAGGCUAUAGGAUAAUUCAGUUGUCUUAGUUUAUAUUAUAAUGUCAUAUGAUGUUUAUUUCUGUUCAUAGCCCCUGAAAUUAGUAUCAUCAAGAUAUGUUUC